GAAAUUAUUAAUAUUUAUAAACCAAAAGUACACUUAAACUGUUCACGAUGUUCCGACCAGUGUGCACAAUCGGCCAAAGAAUCUCAUUUGAGAGGAAAAGUAGAGAAUUUAUCAGGAAUAAAGUGGUUCGUCCUGCUUCGUUCUUGAAUCCUGCUGAAAAAUUGAAACUAUUUAAUAAAGAAAAUAAGGAAUUGUUCGGACCAUUAUUAGAAUCGAGCAAACAGAAAAAACAGCGAGCACGGAAAGCGGCUAAAAAUAGGACAUCACAUCAAAACAACGACUCGACUGCUUCUAACGAAAAUAAAUUGAAAUUCUUAGAAAGUACAGAGAGAAAUGGUGGACAGAGUCAGAUAUUGACUGGUUAUGUGAAGUAUAACCCCGUGCUGGCAGUGAAUGUGUUGAAAACGAAAAUGUGGCAGAAUACUAGGCACUGUGCGAAUUUUGUUGGUGUAGUCUUGAAUAAUACUGUGAGAGGAGUAGCUACCUCUGCAUCAUGUAAUGCAGCCCGUAGCUCCCCAGCCCAGCCUGGCUAUGCAAGCGAAGACAAAAUCCUUCAAAUAAAACCACACAAGAAUGACUAUGCUCAGCAGUAUCCUUCAGUGACCCUGAUCUUGAAUAAGACUAUGACAGAUGAGUCUAGGUCUGCAUUAGAGAAAUGGAAACAGGAACGGAUUGCUGAGAUGGGAUUGGAGGAGUUUAAUAAAUUCUAUGCAGCGCAAAUGGCUGUUGGUACCAAAUUCCACAGCACCUUGAAGAACUACUUCACGCAGCCACAAACUCAGCUUCGCAUAGAAAAAGAGGUCGAAGGUGUAUGGGUGUCAGUAGCUGAUGUUUUGAAACACAUUUCAUCACCAAAAGCAAUAGAAUCAAAUGUCAUACACCCUGUAUUGAAAUACAGGGGUAUUUUUGAUGCAAUUGCUGAUUAUGAUGAGAAACCAACUCUAAUCGAAUGGAAGAAAUCGGACAAACCUCGCAAAUCGAUAGCGAAUACUUACGACAACCCUGUCCAACUCGCUGCUUACUAUGGCGCAGUGUGCCACGACCUUAACUACAAACACUUGAACGUACGAGACGCAUUAUUGGUCAUAGCAUACACAGACGGCUCUAAAGCUGAUGUAUUCCACCUCUCUUCGGAUAAACUAAGGGAGCACUGGGCACAGUGGCUCAUCAGAUUAGAGGAAUACACGAAAAAGUUCGGUAAUGAUUCUGAAAAGCUUUUAAAAGGCGGGAAAAGAUUGUUUGAGGAAGAUAUCGGGAAUCUCCAGUAAGUUACGUGGAGCCAGAUGAGAGUCGAGACAAUCCAAAAUGGAUGACAUGAAAUGUUAAGUUUUGUUAACUACUACACCCGCCUUAUUCACAUGUUGUCUCCUAC
Molecule: messenger RNA, 1372 nt
Organism: Spodoptera exigua (beet armyworm)
Lineage: Eukaryota; Metazoa; Arthropoda; Insecta; Lepidoptera; Noctuidae
Source: the annotation of a GenBank genome assembly